CUACUUUGUACUAAUUUUAUUAUGAAUAAAAAAUAAAAAAUAUUUGGUUAUGCAUAAAACAACACAUAAAUUAUUUUAAAAUAAUAAUAUAUAUUUUAUAAUUAGGUAACUCUUAGGCUGACCGCAAACCGGUAGAGCAAAAACGCUUUUCAUUGACGACCAACCCACUGAUAAAGCGCAGACAGAACAAAACAUUUUUGCCUUUAGUCGUGAUUAAUGAUGCUUUAUUGAAAUAGAACGUGCGCUAUUUUGAUUAUCAAGCAGUCGCUGGAUAAUUGUAUCAAAAUUAUGCCCAAAAAUUAUUUAUGCUAAAUUGUCUACAUUGUAAAGGCAAUUAAAUGAAAUCAACCAGGGCCUGAGAUACAUUCGAUUUCAGGAGACAUACUUUUGAACUCAAUGAAAUAAUAGAUUUCCAUAGACAAAACAAAUCUGCGGGAAGCGUAGUUCUUUAAACACAAUUUUAUUAUUUAUAAAACGUUUAAACUAAAAGUCAUAAACACAAAUUAGAGAAGUAAACUCGUGUGGUACUCGUUAUCACUACCAGGUAACAGUUACAAUCACCGUUGUACUCACGUUCGUCUCUACAUCGUGGUUGUACCGAACCGAAACAUUUGGAAGCCAUUCCUCCGCUUCACUACCACCCCCUCCCCGCUAACCAAUCAGUCGUUACCAGUCCUAUAUAUUAUCUUGGUCCGUGAGUCCGGUUUAUCUAUAACCUCCUUGGAUGACAUCACACUAAUACAGCCAUAGAGUAAUAUCACUAUGUAUGAACGCAGCAUAGAUAUCUGUGGAAUACAGCACGGCGGGGGGAAAAAUGAAAAUUGUACUUUUGUUGGUUAAAGUUGAUAUGAAUAUUUUUCACCAUGAACCAAUAAACCACGAUCGAGGUAGUAUUGGUAACAGAAAACGCAGUACAUACCUUAAGCGGUCUUCUAUUCUUUUGAUUGCGAUUUUUACAAUGAUCUACUGAAGUCUCGUGAGUUGAAGUUCCGCAUGAUUUUGACAAUUCACCGACUGUUUGUAAAAUUAUUAAAAUAAAAUUAUAUUAAACGGUCAUAUUUCAUUACUGAAAAAAUUGUCGAUAGUGUGUUAUCACAAAAAUUUGUGAAUUUUGAGCCACCCGGAGAAAAAGACGUGACGUCAACUUAUGGUUACUACAUUUGUGUCUUCUGUCUGCGUCAUUGAAGAUUUUCGGUACAAUUUUCUCCUAUACAUUAUGUUAUUAUUUAACGACCAUAAUUUAUUAUAAAUUUAUAACGUACAUUUUUCUGAACCGAUAAUUAAUAUUAUUUACUUAUACAAUAAUAUCCGCUAGGUAUGUAAAAACUCCGAUCGUCCAGAAAUUUGUUUUGGACGCGCAUCUCCCGCGGUGGGUGGUAAGUUCGGAUUUUACAUCUUGACUCCAAUAAAAAUACUACAACGAUGUUCUGUUAUCUAGGUUAACGGUAUUGGUGUCGCUGUGUUUGAGUUAAUUCCUUAUUUGCAGUAAUGCAGUAUGUAUGUACCUUUGCCAAACUAUCAUAUUAUAGUGUCUAUUGUAGUUAAUCUACAAAAUUAAGUGGUCGUAUUUGAUCUAUUGAUGUAUUAUAUUACCUUACCAUACCAAUUGGCUUGGUUAGCUAUUGUAUAACAUUAAAAGUUGUACAAUAUUUCACUUGAACAGAUAUUAUUAUGCAGAAUAAAAUAAAAGCAUCCACUGUCCACUAAAAAUUAAUAUUUUCUUUGUAUACCUUUAAAUUUAAAUUCAAAGUUAUAAUAUUAUAAUCAUUAUAUUAAUGUUAGACAACAGUAUUCGUUUGAAUAUAAUUGUUUUUUAUUGUAUUUGUAUACCUUAAUCUUUUUUAAUUAAAUUCCGCUUUUUUUCUAACAUUCAAAUAAAAGUCUGAUAGGUAAAUAUUAUUUAUUUUGUUCCAAAGUUAAAUUUUAAACUGAUAUUUUCACUUAGGUAGAGUUUACAUUAAGUAUUGCUUUUUAAAACUUAUCAAAUUCACUAGCAUUCUAGAAACAUGGAUGAAAUAAGUAAAACAUUAAAUAAUAAUUUGUUUAUAUUAUCAAUUUAAUUCAGUUCUGUGCCCAAGAAACAUGUUAAAUAAAAAAAAAUUGAUUGAUUAUAAUGCUAUGACUGCAAAUUUGGAAUAAAACUAAUUACUUAAAUGAGAAAAAUAUAACUAAGUAUUAACAAGAGACAUAAUAAAAUGCAAUAGUAUAAAGGUUCAAGACAUUUGUAAUUAGUUUUGUGAAAAUAAAUUGAGCGAAAUGAGUACAGCGAGAAGCGAUCUUAAAGUUGAUUUAUUGACUAGAAAUAGUCAUUUGUGAUUGAGGAAAAGCCUACCAAAAAAUGUCCAAUGGCAUUUAUGUGUUUAUUUACAAUUGAAAUUAACCACAAAAGAUUUGAACCAUAACAUAGGUAUUGAAUUAAUAUGUACAUUAAUUGGUCUGAUUAGUAUAUAUGUUCAUGGGUCUGAUUCAUGUUUUUACAUUUUAUGAUAGACAAUUUUUCUCUACAUUUUGGUGCAACAAUAUACCUCUGGCUACUAGAUUAGCUAAUAUUGUAUAAAAGGAGAUAUCUGGUUUAACAUUUUUGGUGCAAUAAUAUGCUAUUUCCAGAGAUAUCUAUGUUUUUAUUGUAAUUAUAUAUGUGAUUUUACUUAAUUAUUGGUUCUUUAAUAUUAUUUAAUGCAUAUGAUGCAAGUAUUUUUGAGAUAUAUUUUUAAAAAAAACAUGGAUUUUGAGACAAACAAUUAUUUUAUAUUUCCACUAAAUUAUACUUUAAUAAAUUUAAUUUAUGUAUUUAAAUUUAUUCAAAAAUUAUAAGACUAAGUACUCCAAAGUAUAUAGGUAAGUAUGUUUUUUAAAACGCUAUUUAAUCAAAGAAGGGUUAAUAAAACUGUUUUAUGUCUCUUUAAAAUUUAAAAAAGUGGAAAUUACCCAUUAUUACUUCAGACCCUUUCAUUUCUACCUAAUUAAUACCAUUAAAUAUUAUAAUAUUAUAAUUGUUAUAAUUUCAGAAUUUUGUUAUAAAAAAACUAUUUUUAAUAAAAUACUCAUGAGUUAACGAUUAUGAUAAUUUAAUGUUAAAAAAAAUAAUACAAAUUUUAAUAGUUGACAUCCUAAGAAAAUAUGUACAGUAAAUCCAAACUGAUUAUUUUACUAUGUAUUUAUAACAAAAAUGAAGUUCAAGCAAAUAGUUUUUUGUUCUAAUAAGUAACAAAUAAAAAUGUUUUGUUUGUGGACAUUAUUCUUAUUAUAAUUCUUUAUUUCAGAUAAUUUAAUGUUUGGUGUAAAAUAACAAUAUUAUGCCUUGGUGUGUAGUGAUUGGUUGUAGGAACAAUUUGAAAGCUACAAAAAGUGCCGGGAAAGAUGUAUCGUAUCAUAUUUUCCCAAAAAAUCCAGAACGCCGUAGUGCUUGGAUUAAGAUUUUAAAUCGGCCUUUCAAGUUUAACGCAGAUUCAUCAUACAUCUGUUCGGAACAUUUUAUUCCUGACGAUUUUGAAUGUAAUAGUUUGAAAGAGGAAUUACUCAAUAUUAAAAUUAAGAAGCAACUUAAAAAAACUGGUGAAUAUUGUAUAGUUUAUAUGUUUUAAAGAUAACAAUAAAUGAUUAAACACUACUGAAAAUGCUAUUACCUAUUUUUUUAUUGUUAUUUAUAGCAAAUUAAUGAUAACUAAAUUUACUUUUUUAGCUAUUCCGUCUGUUAAUAUACCUAAGUCAUCAAGAGAAAAACUGCCAGAAGUUUCUAUUGACCUUUCAAAUAGUCAAAAUCCAAAUUAUAUUAAUAUUAAUGUAUGUAUAGUUGCACUUGAUUUUAUUUAAUAUUAAUGAAUACCUAUUUUAAAUGUGUCGCAGUUAUCUUGAAUAGUAAUAACUAACUAGUUUUUACAAUAGAAAUAUUUGUCAAUUUGUAAUCUAAACCGACUAAACCAAUUAUUUUAAUAAUUUGUGUUUACUAUUUAAUUAAAUUUUCUUCAUCUACAGUUAAAAAAUAUGAGCGAAACUGAUAUGCACUGUCACUGUGCUGUUUCUAUGUGCCCAAAUCGGACAUCUGAUUCGUUAAAUAGUAGUAAUGAUAUUUUAUUCCACAAAUUCCCAAAUGAUGUAAAAGUACUUGAAAAAUGGUUAAAAUUCUGUAAUGAUUCAAAUAAUCAAAAUAAAAGCUUAGUUGACUAUCAAAAUGCUCUAAUUUGUUCAAAACAUUUCCUUAAAGAUAAUUAGAUAUAAUUAAAUAUUAUCAAAUUUGAUAAAAUUUGAUACAGAUAUAAAAUAUAUUUUUAUUUUAUUGUAAAUUUUAAUGUAAGAAUCAUUUAAAAAUUUAAUUUCUUAAAUUAUGUUUUUAGUCUAUGGCAUCAAUAAAAGAAUUGAAAAAAGAUGCAGUGCCAUCCAUCAAUAAUCCGACAAAAAUUCUAAAAAGCAAUAAAGAAGAAUCCAUUAGAUUAGAGCGUAAAAAACUUGUGGACAAGUUGUUAGCUGAUUAUGAAGAGCGACAAAAAAAUGAAGGUCGUUUAAAAAGCAUGGUAAACAAGUAUCCUUGUUUUUUUUCUCCAAAAAUUGACCCAAAUGCCAAACUUGGUGAUAAACUAAAAUUAUUAAAAGCAAUAGAUAAUCCAGAAUCUUAUUGUCCUCCUAAAAAAAGAAAAAUGACAACAAAAAGUAUGUUAGGUAAUGUAGAAGUACUGCCAUAUAAACAGGCAUCUUCCAGUAAAGAACAAGUAAUACAAAUAUCGGCAGUUAAAGGCGGACUUAUGUUACACGCACUUCCACAAAUUGGUGGUAGUCCUUCAAAUACUUGUUUUGAAAAUAAUACUAGCGAUGACGAAAAUGAAAUCAUUAUUGUAACUGAAGAUGAAGCAACCUAUGAUUUCAAUCUUACAGUGGACACAGAGAAACAUAAAGAAAAUAACACCGAAGUAAUCAUUGUAUCCAGUUCAAAAGAAACUGAAGACAUGGACACCGCUAUGCAUGUAGAGAGUGAAUCUACGGAUUCUUUGACUAAAACACUUUCCAAACCAAUUGACAGUAACAAAUGUUUUGAAGAUCAAUUUAAAAAUAAUAAAAGUUCAUCCAAUACAGUUUGCAAUACUCAAGUAACAUUAUGUGAAGACAAAGGGUGCCAAGUAAUUAUUCCAUGCAAAGGUUGUGAACAAAGAAGUCUUAAGAUUAAUAAACUUUUGAGAGAAAGAACAAGGAUGUUGAGAGACCUCAAUCAAAAUGGUAUAUGGAAAGAUCCCGACGAAAUUAAUACAUUAAAAAAACUGAACGGUGUGUUAUCUUUGUUGUUAUUGCAAUGUAUUGGAGAAAAAUAUGGUAAAAAAUCAAGAGCAAUACGGGUGGAUAUAGUGCAGGAUUCUAUUGAGAGAAUAAACCGUGGAUGGUCAAUGCAAGAGACAUCAGAAACAUUAUGCCAAGUAUUGAGUGCUAAUGCCUAUGAUGAACUCGCGAGAUCAUUUUCGAUAAUUAAUGAAGUAUAAUUUUAAGAAGGCAUAAUAUAUUAUACUGUCCAUUGAAUAUUAAUUUACUCAAUAUCUUAAAAAUAUUUGACCACAGGGUUUAAACAGUUUUCUUUGUUUAAUGUUGUAUUUAAGUGUUUCUUAUAUUAUUAUGAGGCAUACUUUUCUUUAAACUACUAUUUGAACUUUUAUGUAAAUAAAAUAUUUCUGAAGGUUUUAUAUUAUUAUUCAUGACAAUAUAGUUAUGUUAUUUAGUUUUGUAUUUAUAGGAUUGAUUAUAGAAUACAAUUUAUUUAUAUUAUAUUCAUUAUAUAGUAUAUUUUUCGAUAGGUACCUGAAAUUUAUUUUAUUAUUAUUAUUAUUUAUUUAAUUUUUUUAACAACAAUUUUAAUUUUCUAAGUUUAAUGCAAACAGAAAUAUAUUUUUUGAAACAAAAUAUAUCAUUUUGUUGCCAAUUAAUAAAAAAUUAAGUAUUUACAAUUGGUAGAUUGAUUACUUACCUCUAAGGCUUUAAAUAAUCUUAGUGUAUAAAAUCUAGGACUAUCCUUUUAUAAUAACACAAAAAUAAAGCGAAGACCCCAGAGAACGAGCCCAG
Cinara cedri is the source of this 6039-nucleotide messenger RNA. NCBI's taxonomy places the organism in Eukaryota, Metazoa, Arthropoda, Insecta, Hemiptera, Aphididae. The record is from the annotation of a GenBank genome assembly.